Messenger RNA from Chaetomium fimeti, 809 nucleotides. RefSeq lists its product as uncharacterized. Bases 138 to 728 code for a protein of 196 amino acids. The record is from RefSeq and is a predicted model, not a curated record. The transcript has a single exon. NCBI's taxonomy places the organism in Eukaryota, Fungi, Ascomycota, Sordariomycetes, Sordariales, Chaetomiaceae.
CCCGCCAAGCGAGGUGCGCUGUGGAAGUUUGCUGCAUCUGUGGGCGGGUUAGCAGGGGGUUGCUUGCUUCAGUUUCAACGACAGCAGUGGCCGUGAUAAGAAAAAUGAUAAAAUAAAAUGAAAUAAAACAAAAAAGAAUGAGUAAUGCGAAAGCGCGUGCUCAUGCGCGCAGCUUGUCAGCGACCUUACCCAUUUCACGAUGCAGGGCCCGGAGCGGGCCGUUCUUGCUCUGCUUGUCGGUGUCGCAGAGCAACGGAAAGGCGCGGGAGUGGGGUCGGCCGGCAGGGCAGCGCGGAGGUCCACGGCGGUCCAAAGUGCCCGACAGGUGUCCACUUGCACGAGGGAAAGGGAGCGGGCCGGCGGGUCAGGGACUCAGGGCAGAGAACGAGUGCCUGAAACCAUCAAGCAGCUCCCAGAUCUCUCUUUUUCCUCUUCGGCCGGUGGCAACGAAAAUCGGACGAAAUGCAGACUCCACGAGAGGGGUCGAAAGAAAGGACGACGACCUCUCACGGAUUUUCUUGUUCAGGCAGAAACCCGGCUGCCCUGCCCUCGCUUUCUGCAAGUGGCAGACCCCAAGCGAGGCCGCCGCCAAUGACUCCGCCUCUGGGAGUGGGGAAAGGGCAGACGGGCAGACUGGCAGACUGCAGGUGGUCCGCGAGACGGGAGCCAUGGGUGCAUCACGCCAACUCCAGCCACGGACUGCUGCCAGCCAUUCCAGGAUUAGCUAAGCUGGGGGACGAAGGGAACUGGGGGCUUGUUGCUCAAACAUGGAACCUUGAAUUGCUUUGACCUCUCGUGAACGGGGCCAA